CCUGGAUGACGUCAUGGUCACGUGACCACAUCGUACCUGCACGCUAUUGUCUACGGCGCUGCUUCAAUAAAAUUUCUUUUUAUUUCUCAACUAUUUACGUUUGUAAAUAGUUUGAAGAAAGAAUAACUGCCAAUGUACAGCAAAGAUAAGUAAUAUACAGAAAAUUCUUCUUGAACAUACAGUAUAAUAUGAAUGUGAUAAACUUUUGCCAUUUGAAUGAGGAUGUUUACACCUGAGCUGGGAGGAGAGAGUCAGUAGUGGUUGAGACGUGAUCAUGGCGGGAUGCUAACUCUUUCAGCUCCUUGUGAAAAUUCGAUGUGGCUAUUGUGGUGUACUUGUAGCAUGGCAGUGACGCGUUGUAGAAGUAUGGCAGUAAUAUGGUGGACAGCCAUAGUAAUGGUAGUGUUAGCGCCGCCAGUGCUUGGUCUUGGAGGCACCGUCAGCGACAACGUUGUGUACGAUGUGUCAGGAUCACCCUACGUGGUCACCCAGGACAUCCUCAUACAACCAGGAGGGAGACUAACCAUCGAGCCUGGGGUGACCGUCCAGUUUGACCCGGGUGUGGGCGUCACUGUGAAGGGCGUCCUACACGCUGAGGGUACAUCAAUGAAGAGAAUCACGUUUACGAGCAGUCAGCCGCCCAGUACACCCCUGCCCAAACCUACACUGAGAUUGGUAGACGGUCCUACACCACUACAGGGCAGACUACAGAUGUUCUACAAGGACAAGUGGCGCUCUAUAUGUACCAACUCCCGCAAUUGGACGGCGGAAGACAUGACUGUUGGUUGUCGUCAGAUGGGUUACAGCGGUGGCAAGUAUUGGGAGUGGCAGGACCGUGCCAAUAAUGACACCUCCACAAUUCUGUACGAAGCUCCUCUCUGUACCGGCCUCGAGGAUGACAUCACCAAGUGUGCCUGGCACACACAUUCCAUGGGCGGAGGUGUCUGUGACAUGCACCCUGACCUGGGGCUGGACUGUGAGGGCUACCAUGCCCUCUGGCGGGGCACCAACCACUGGCGGGGGAUCCUCUUCCAUGAUGCAGAGUUUGAAGGGCAGCUCUUCCAGGAGAAAACAUUAUAUCAAAAGGUCUCAAAAUCAGUUUUAAGUUAUGUGGAUUUGGAGUAUGCUGGCAUGGGGCCCAAGAGAGAGGUGGAGUCUGCAGUGAUGAGUCGCAGAGUCCCUCCACGCAUCAGCCAUGUCACCAUCAACUCCAAUGCCUUCAAUGGCAUCAAUAUUACCCUACCAGACACCUUUGUUCACCUACAAGAUGCUACCAUUAAAGCAAAUGGCGGUUAUGGUGUGUAUGUGAACACAUCAACUGGCUCAGUGUUGAUAGAUGAGUCGUCUGUAGUGAUGGACAACAACGCUGAUGGAGUCAAGUACAACUUCCACCACCGUGAACCAAACCGUUCAGCGUCAGACACUUUCCAGGACUUCUGUGCAGGAGCCUCCAACCCUAACCAAGCUUAUCCUAUUGUGACAGUCGCCACUCAGGACAAGUAUUCCUUCAAGGACAUUACUUGUGUUAAAUCAUUCUACAUCCGAAAAUCAGACUUCGUGUUCACAGUUCACUUCUCAUACAUGCAGACUGAGGAGGAUGGAGCUGGUACAGUGGAAGUCAGAGAUCGUGAUGAAGGGGGGGACUUAUUGAGCAAGUUUGAACUGAAGAACCACACUUUCCCGUCCUCUGUUGUGUCACGAGGAAACACCAUAUGGAUCAAGUUUACAGCCAAGUCUCAGAAGCUCUCCUUUAUAUUCAUGGAAGUGGUAGCAAGCAAAUAUAAAAUGUUUGAUCUUAGUCUUCACAAUUCCUUGGUUGGAGGUAACAUUGGUCACGGUGUUGCUGUAGAAAACCUGCGCAGCCUCGUCCACAUUCAUCAGUCCAACUUGACAGCGAAUAUUUUUGGAUCAGGUUUGAAUGUGAAGAUGGGAGCGGGAGAUGUUAAUGUGACUCACUCUACCAUCAACAAGAAUAUUGGCGAUGGUGUAAAUAUAACUUAUGAAGGAGGUCUCCAGAAUGUUACAUGGAGCAAUAUUGCUGACAACACACUUCGAGGUGUUGCUGUGUGGUUCAAUGAAAGUGGACUAGAUACCAAGAUUCAACAUAAGACCAGUGUGGCUUAUUCAAUUAUAACUGGAAAUUUAGAUGUGGGUCUACGAAUUGGUAACUUUUGCCGGGAUGCCCUAGUGAACAUUAGCAGUAACACAUUCACGGAAGGUCACAGAGCAGCAAUAGAGAUAGAGUCUUGUUGGCUUAGAGACGGUGGAAGGCGAACAGUUCAAAUAGGCCAAAAUUUGUUUCAGAAGAACCACCGAUUAGCUGUAAAAAUUACUCCAGCUGUAAAUAUGAAUCUCUCUAUUGAGUACAAUGAGUUUCAACAGAAUGACCGAGGGACUGUGAUGAUCUACAAUGAAGACAAAGUAGAGCUGCCAAGUUUACCUUUUGUUGGGCAUAUAGUAAGGAAUCAUUUUCGAGACAACACUGGAUGGUUUGUUCUUCGUCUAACUCUCUCCCUACGCGGACUAGAUCAAACCCUUCGUGUAGAAAAGAAUACAAUAAAAGACAAUGUUGUCAAAGAACUUUAUAUUAACAUUCAAUCCAGAAGUCGUGCUUCAGGAGUUAUAUGUGUUGGUUCCUCAAAUAUCAUUCUGUACAGAAACUUAAUUGAAAAUCCUGGUUCAUUUUACGAAAUCAGCUCACAUACAACGGAUCAGAGCACACCGAUUAAUGCUACUUACAACUGGCUUGGAAACAAAUUUGAGAGGGUUAUAUUUGAUAGGAUAUUUGACCGCCGUGACCGCUACAACCUGGCAUUAGUGGUGUUUCACCCGUUUCUUUUAAGCAGCAACAAUGUAGAAACGCCUGUGACUGAACCAGGGCAGAUGAGUGAACCAAAUUUUUUUGAUCCAGUUGAUAAUCACAUUAUUGGUGGAGAAGUGAACGGUGAGGUUACGCUCCACGAUGGAGUUUAUACUGUGACUCGGGACAUAUAUGUUCACGAGACUGGAACACUGACCAUUGCAUUUGGCACCACACUGGAGUUUGCUGAAGGUAUGGGCAUGAUGGUGGCAGGACUCCUACGCACUGAAGGAUCUGGAAAACGUGAUGUCCGUUUCACCCUCCAAGGUACCACAGAGGAAGAGACAUUUGCCAGAGCUGCACUUUAUGCAGAAGAAGAGGUGGUAGUGCUGAAUGGUACAGAGCAUGCUAAUAUAACAACUAGCGUACUGGUGUCCAAUGUAACGGAGGGCCCAGUCAUUCCUGUUAAGCUUGUAGGAGGCAAGAAUGACCUUGAAGGAAGACUGAUGGUAUAUGUAGGUGGUGAGUGGGGGACUGUUUGUAACCAUGGGUGGACCCAAGAUGCUGCUGCGGCUGCCUGCCAACAGAUGGGUCAUGUUCUCAACCCAGAGGACUGGUUCCUGGAGCCUGGUCACAUGCCACCAGAGGGUCAGACUGCCAGGAUUUUGUUGAGCAAUGUACAGUGUGAUGAGUUUGACACAGACAUAACACGAUGCAAGAGUGAUGCCUCGUGGGAACUAGAGAACUCUUGCUCGCACGCUGAAGAUGUAGGUAUCCGCUGCUACCCUUGCACUUGGGCAGGCAUACGUUUAGGCAUGACAGCUCACGAGAGUCACAUAAAGGGUGUUAUCAUCGAGAAGGCAGGGCUCCUUGACUAUACCACAAGAUCCUUUAAGCCUGCUCUGCAAAUUGAUUUCCAUCACCACGUUAUACAAGAUAUUGAAGUCCGGGACAACUCACAGGACGGCGUGGGUGUUAUUUACAGUAACCAGUAUGCCAUUGCCAACCCUGACGCUCGGGUGUUCAAGGGCUGCUCCUUUAGCCGGAAUAAAAGACACGGCAUCAGUGUGAAGCAGAUGGGGGUCAACAUAACUGACUCGGAGCUACAAGGCAAUGAUGGUUCUGGCAUCCACUUCAACCCAUUCUUGUCUCGAGCUGAUCAGAGGGAGCUAACAGGGUGGCUCAAGUUGCUGCAUGACAGAUACAGAAAAAUUCCAGACACUCCAAAGGAUAUCCAGCUGACACUCAAUGAGCCAGAAUAUUUCAUCACACAGACACUACGGGGCGCUGACACCAAGAUGACCAUCCACGUCUCGACGUCACAUUCCAAUGUAAUCGGAAUCCAAGUGUUGAACCCGAUCACACCAGAGAGCACCGAGAUGAUUGUGAUAUAUGACUACCAGAAGAUUAUUGAGAGCCAGGAUAUUGCGCGCUGGGACCUGCGAGGGGACCAGGUGGCUUUCCCUACGACCUCCGGUAGUUAUGCCAUAACUAUUGAGUACAGCUCAGGACCUUAUGCUCUUGGUGACGUCAUCUUUGUACUGACAGCUAUAGAUAGGAGGGACAUCGCCCAGGCUGGAGAUCUACGCAACUUCCGUGCUAAGUGGCCCAUGCUGUACAUUGACAAAACAAACAUUCAACAAAAUGAUAUUGGCAUCUCUACACUGCAUUACAACAGAUAUCUGACAGAUGAUGGCGAUCACCUCAUGCGAUGUGCUAAUGAGAGUAUGGUGGUCAUUAACUCUAAGAUUAUAAACAAUAACAACCAGGCAGUGUACACACUCUCACCGUUUAGAGUCAUGAUGGAUAAUGACGACAUUGCAGAGAUAACCUUCAUGUUCAACGGUACCACCAUAUCAGGCAAUGGCCGAGGCAUUGACCAGUACAGUUGGGAUGUUCGAGAGUCCAACAACCUCUUCCACUGGGUGCUGCAGGAGACUGUAAUGGAAAACAAUGGUGGUGGUGGUAUAGUACUAACGCUGCCAUAUGUGUGGCAGUACACUGAGAACUUCACCCAUACUAUUUACAUCAAUCAAUCGUCUUUCCUAAAUAACGUUCGGUUCCAGUUCUUGGUAGAUGGCCAUUUUGCUCGUAUAAACAUGACCGAUUCCAAAUUUGAGACGAACACUUGUGAACAAGGUCUGAUAUCGCUGCAGGGCAUGGAGAAAGAGAUGUUCAUUUAUGAUAACACCAUAACCUCAAAUAUUGGCUCAUAUGUUGUUGAAUUUAACACUAACAGUCAAAGUGAUAUCCUUGGGGUUGUACAAGCUCAUUUUGAAUACAACAAAGUUCAAAGAAAUAGACAUGCUCUUCAGCUUAGGAGCAGCCCAUCUAGGGCAUAUCAGCCAGCCAGCUACACUAUAGCAGUGCGAGGUCUUCAGAAAAUAAACAUAACUCAUAACCAGUUUGGAUCCAAUGAAAUGGACUAUGAAUUACUGGCUGGUCUCUUUACCAGUAGGAUUGAUAAUUAUCUAAAUGUCGAAGCUAAUUGGUGGGGUUCCCGUGACCCUAAAGUAAUUGAGGAGCGCAUCUUUGAUUUUGAUGACUGGAAUAACUUUGCACUUGCCGACUAUCUUCCAUACCUCAUUGAAGACAACCUGAGAGCACCUGUGUCAUCAGUGGGAUCAUCUACAACAAAAGAGAAGACAAUGGAUCUGGAGGCCAUUGGUGGUCGACUUCUACAUGAUUUACGAUUAACAAAACGUUCUGAACCGUAUGUCAUAAAGUCUGACUUAACUGUCAUGCCGGGAGUGACCUUGGUGAUUGAAGCAGGAGCUACAUUGGAGUUCUUUCCCAGCGUUGGAAUGCUUGUUCUGGGUCGCUUAGAAGCAGUAGGUGUCAAACAUAACCGCAUCACCAUGCGACCUGUUGAUACUUCAACGGCAACGCACUACAGAGUUGGCCGCCACACAAAAUCAUCUUUAGAAUCUGUAAGACUAUGUGUAGAAGGGGACUGUGACGGCAGAAGAGACGGGUUCUUGGACAUCUUUAAUGGUACAACGAAGCAGUGGGUACCAAUCUGUGAUAAUAGAUUCACUGAGCGCAACGCCCAAGUAGUGUGUAAUCAACUUGGACACAAUAUAGUCAACGUCUUCCAUGGUCGCAAUAAGCGGACUGAGAUGUUCCCCAAUGCUUUAAUACGCAUUCGAUCGUGGCCUGACCCUAUUCAGUGUGAUGGUACAGAGAUGGCGUUAAAUGAAUGUUCCCUCAGGAUGAAUGGCCAGAUCUUCAACCACACCUAUGAAUGUUCCUGGAAUGGUGACUUUGUUUAUAUAUCUUGUGGAGAUCUCAACUUAGAGAAUGAGAAUGAAGAAUACUGGGGUGGCAUUAGGUUUUCAAUCCCUAAUUUUGAACACAUGGAUGUGUACCAGAGGAUCCAUAACACCAACAGCCCAGAACAUGCUCACGCCCACCCGCUAGUGCAUGGUAACUCACACACAACUGUGUUACCUUCUGUGAUGAAAUGGGUAAAUAUUGAAGGUGCAGGAAUACUUCAUAAUGACAAAUCUCCAGCAAUUCUUUCUUUCCACGAGACGCCAAAACUACGGGGAGUUACCAUAAGGAAUUCGGCAUACGAUGGCCUGUCCAUUGUCUCUGCUAAGGACGGCUUUGAUAUGUUAUACAACAAGUUUCAAAAUAAUCUGGGUGUGGGUGUCACUCUCAUGGGCCUCACCGGAGAGACACGUGAAACUGAAGAGUCAUCGUUCUUCCCUCUGACCAAGCUGCGUCUCCCAUACCACAUGUUCGGGAUGGUAGACAUCUGUGACUCUAGCAAAGAGCUCAGGAUUGAGGAGAGGAUCAUCCUUUACUACAAAUAUGAUAAUCGACCUGUGGAUUGUGUCAAGAUAUUUUCAUCGGUGUUCAAUGUAAAAAAUUUUGGAUUCAGGCUUCUUCAGUUUAAUCUGUAUGACUCCACCGUACACACUGAUGACCCAGUUGUGAAGGACCGCAUCGUUCUCUAUGAUGGAGACGUGUACAACUAUACAACUGUGAAGUUUGCCGAGAUUCACAUGAACAGCGGAAAUCACAUGAGAUUCUUCAAGACGGAAGGAACGAGCUUAUCUGUGGAGGUUCACGCUACCGGAGCCUCGGGUGAUCUUGGCUUUGUUGCUGAAAUUGUGACCCUUCCCAUAUCAGAUCUUGGCAUUAAUCGAAACAUUCUGCAUAACUUUACAUAUAAUGAGUAUUAUGACAACGCGGAAGGUGCCUUCUUUACCGCCACGGCUGGGGAGGUGCACCCAUGGAUGUGUCUAUCAUACAGCCGCUUAGAGAACAACGGGAGACAACUCUAUGCGAAUUUCACUACUACUAGAGCAGCUGUUUACCUAGACCUUCAGAAUAUGCAGGAUGUUUAUAUCAAGAAUAAUGUGGUGCGCAACAAUACUGGAGGCGUUUACAUUAAUGCUGGAUCCAUGGGUUCUGCGACGAAGCUGCAAGCCAACGUCACCAACAACCUAUUUGAGGACACUCUUCACUGGCCGGCCCUCUUCAUAGCCUCCAAGGAAAACUCGGCAUACCAGCACGCACUCAUAGCCUAUAAUGACUUCAGUUGGUCUUACUCACCGUACCAUGACGUCAUCACCUUAGCUCAGGUGGUGUCUGUGUUCACUCAUAAUUACCUUCACAGCAACAUUGGCCGACACAUUUUAGACAUCUAUGGCUUCCAGAAAGUCCGUCUGCCCGUGUACCAGACUACAUCUCAUAACAGUUUUGCCAAGAACAUGGCCAUGGACCCAACUUACCAAGGCACCAUCAUAGCUGGCAGCGCUGGACAACAGUUUGUAGAUAAUGUCUUCUACAACUUGGACAAUGCUUAUGAACUUGUCGCUGUCAAUGAAUCUGUACGCUGCAACAUUUCCACGGAAUGCUCCCAAGUGGACACCUACGAUGAAAUGGUUGAUGAGAGGUCAGAUGUUUGGAAGACUCCCAUUGAUGCUCGAGACAACUGGUGGGGGUUCAACACAUCCGUGGCCGUGUCCGGACGUAUCCACGAUAAAACAGACGAUGUGACUCUUCUUCGUGUUGAUUAUAGUCAAUGGAAGCUGAACAACUACUCAUUACUACAAGGGUGUGAGCCAGGCUACACUAGAGUCGGAGAUGCCUGUUAUCUGUACAUUGGUGGUCCAGUCACACAUGAAGAAGCUAAGGCAUUCUGCAAAAGGGACAAUGCCUCCUUACCAUUCCUACAGAAGUGGUACUGGGAAGUGCAGUAUUGGUUGUUAGACCAGCAGCCUGAGUAUCUGUGGGAAUAUGAUAUGGUGUGGGUGCAGCACUUGGAUGUUAUACGUGGAUGUGCUGCCUUCGUCUAUAGGCAAGUCCGUUCUGUCGACUGCAACCUGAAUCUUCCCUUCAUUUGUGAAUCUGACCCAGAUAAAACUAUUGAUAAAUUUGCCUGGACCUCUGACCCAUUGGCUGUGGCAGCCAUCACAGUGACUUUUGGUUGCUUGAUCCUUGUUGCUGCCUGUGUCUCCUGCUGGGUGUGUAAGUCACGAAAUCGACGCAAGGAACGCAUAAUGCGCAGGAACUCCAUUCGUGCAUCUAUCCGCUCCAACAGAUCUGCCUUGUCUACCACCAGUGGAGGGUUCAGUGAUAUAGGACGCAGGAGGAUCAUCGAGGAGCCACAGAGAGCGGUGCCCAUGAAGGGUGGAGGCUCAGUUGGAGGAGCAUCUAGAAUGAAUGGUCUCCAUGGAUCUUUUGACUCCAUAUCCAAGUCUAACUUCAACUCCUCAGUAGACGAGGAUCCAAGCUUUGUGGUGUAUGAGGAAACAACACAGUCUCCCCCCGGUUACACCUCAGAGCUUGAUAAUAGAUUCUCUGCAGACCCUAACCUAGAAAAUGCAUGUGUGACAGAACUAUUACACCCAAGUUUUAACAUGACCUUCCAAAAUCACGGGUUCAGGGACAACUCCUCAUUUAACUCCCGAGAAAACGGCACCUUCACUGCUGAAGCUCGCGCACAGCAGUGGAAUGGUUCUAACAAUAACAUUCCUCCCUCCAGUUGUGGCCAACCUACUUUCUCUACUUAUGGUCAUGCCCCUCGCCUGCCUUCAACAAAUCAUCAGUAUGUACCACUACCGCGGCCACCUGGGGAUAGACCCCUACCUCCGAUCCCUAUAUGGAAGGGUUCACAUGUUCCAAGCCAUUCAUACAGUGUCAACAAUCCCUACAUGUGCACCUUUGGUCGACCCCUGUCCUUGCACGGUACAACAUCAAGCUUUAAGAAUGAGUCUCUUCGUGGAUCCAACCCACAGCUGGCAGUAAGUAGUGUUGCUACUGACUCAACUUUAGAGAUGAAAAAGGACUUGUCAAGAGACACUCAAGACCCACACCUCACAGCUACUCUACCAAGGGAUCAAGCACCACCUUUCCAUUAUGUUUCUGCAGAUGUACUCUCAGGCAGACAGUCAAGUACACCAUCUGAAGACUCACAAGAUUAUUUCUCUCAAGGGCGGUCACAAAGUCAACCCUUAGAAACAGCAAUGUAGAAGCUACAGUCGGUAAGGUUCUGUAUGAUUUUAAGUGAUAUACGGUAGUGCAAUAUUAGGAACUGAUUGCUUCACUUUCUAGGUACCGAAACAAUUAUUAUAUGUGUUUUUAAAUUGGAUCUUUUGUCUCAGACAAAAGAAUUUGAAAAAAAAAAACAUAAAGAAAUGUUAAAAUAUAACUUGCCUGAGGCUGUACAGCUUCAGAUUCAAGUUUACUGGAAUUAUGGAUUGUAUAGAUUUUGUUUCUUAGAAUGACUAUGCUAGAGGACCACAAGCAAUAUACUUUACUUUAUCCUCUUUGCCACUGAUCGGCUUGUUAGCCGUUUGGGAGGUCAGUCAUGUCUCUGUUAUGCACUGUUGGCAAGUACUGGGCAUGCACCGGCUCCAGAAUGUAUCUGUACCUGUGCCAGUGUUUGAAAAAGUUUGCCUUAACAAUUUUCUGAACUUAUGGCUUCUUCAUCCUGAGGCUGUGACCUUUAGCGGGGUAGUUCCAAGUAUGAACACUUGACUGGGUAAUAUCUGAAAACUUCAUUUCAUUGUUGUUUGGAGGAGUGUAUAGCAUCUGGAAUAGCAUUUAUGAAACAAACAACAAUUGUCCCAGUACACUGCUCUGUGGCACCCCACCUGUUAGGGGUACACAUGAUGAAUUUGUGCCAUUAAUCACCACACACUGGUUGUGGUCAUAAUGAAAGUCUGAUCCACACUAGGAAGCUCCCCUAAAUGCUGUACCAUCCAGUUUGAUGUUUAGUUUUUAUUGAGGUAUGUUGUUGAAAGCCUUGGCAAAGUUUAGAUAUAACAGGUACAGUACAUUAUCAAUACUGCCACCACACUCCAGAAUUUAUGUCCACACAUCCAGAUAAUGGCAUCAAGGUAAGCUGAUGUUGUCAGUGUAGAACCUGUGACUGUUUACACUGAUAUUACCGUGACUACUAGUGGUUUUAUCAUAGAAAAUGAUGAACUAAUAUAAUGAUUGGGGAGGCCAAAGGUUUUUACAGUGACUGAAAUAUCUUCCAUAAUAGCAGAUUGAGCACUGCACAGCACAGCACA
Molecule: messenger RNA, 10332 nt
Organism: Homarus americanus (American lobster)
Lineage: Eukaryota; Metazoa; Arthropoda; Malacostraca; Decapoda; Nephropidae
Gene: bark
Product: protein bark beetle-like
Exons: 38
Coding region: 283-9285 (3000 amino acids)
Cellular component (GO): membrane
Source: RefSeq, a predicted model, not a curated record